GCUCCCGUGACAGCAGCACAUUUGCAGGGGACAAACCUGGAGGCUAUCCCCAUGGUGCCCGAGACCUCCAAGAAGAUGAGAGCAACUGCAGAAGGAGAUAAAUGAGGCUGUUGCUCUAUAAUCUUAUGGGGGCAAACACAAGGUGACUCACUGCUCAGAAGGAAACUUUGGAUGAGGUCUCUUGCCUGCCAGCGUCAUACCCUGCCACACUGGGUCAUUCCAACACGAAACCAAGGGCCAGCCAAGCCACGUGUGCCAUAACAAGACAGCCAUGGCCAUGGAGCGAGCUGAACACAACACAAAUGCUACCGUUAACCCUAGCUUUGCUGCAAUCUACAAUCUCCAUGAUGGGGAUUUAACCUCCUUGCGAAACUACUCCUUCCCUUUCAAUUUCAGUUACAGUGAUUAUGACCUGCCACUGGACAGUGAAGACGACAUGACCAAAACCCGAACCUUCUUUGCAGCCAAGAUUGUGAUCGGGGUGGCUCUGGUUGGCAUCAUGCUGGUCUGUGGCAUCGGCAACUUCAUCUUCAUUGCUGCUCUCGCCCGCUACAAGAAGCUGCGAAACCUCACCAACUUGCUGAUUGCCAACCUGGCCAUCUCCGACUUCAUUGUGGCCAUCGUGUGCUGUCCCUUCGAGAUGGACUACUAUGUGGUGAGGCAGCUGUCCUGGGAGCACGGCCACGUCCUCUGUGCCUCAGUCAACUACCUACGGACGGUCUCCCUCUAUGUUUCUACCAACGCUCUCCUGGCUAUUGCUGUUGACAGGUAUCUGGCCAUUGUUCACCCACUGAAACCACGUAUGAAUUAUCAAACAGCAACCUUCCUAAUCGCCUUGGUCUGGAUCGUCUCCAUACUUGUAGCUAUCCCAUCCGCAUACUUUGCUACUGAAACGGUGUUAUUUAUAGUGAAAAACCAGGAGAAAAUUUUCUGUGGUCAGAUUUGGCCAGUUGACCAGCAGAUGUACUACAAAUCUUACUUCCUUUUCAUCUUUGGCAUUGAGUUUGUUGCACCUGUGAUUACGAUGACUUUGUGUUAUGCCAGGAUCUCUCGAGAGCUUUGGUUUAAAACCGUACCAGGAUUUCAGACAGAACAGAUCAGAAAGAGGCUUCGAUGCAGAAGAAAAACUGUUAUGGUACUGAUGUGCAUCCUGACUGCCUAUGUUCUCUGCUGGGCACCUUUCUAUGGCUUCACAAUUGUCCGUGACUUUUUCCCCACCAUCUUUGUGAAAGAGAAGCAUUAUCUUACUGCUUUUUACAUAGUUGAAUGUAUUGCUAUGAGUAACAGCAUGAUAAACACCAUGUGCUUUGUAACUGUAAAAAAUAACACCAUGAAGUACUUCAAGAAGAUCAUGCUGCUCAGAUGGAGAUCAACAUACAAUGGAAGCAAGUCUAGCACAGAUUUAGACCUGAGAACAAGUGCAAUGCCAGUCACAGAGGAAGUAGACUGCAUAAAACUGAAAUAAAUCUUCUGCCAUCGUAAUCUCACGUAUUUUGGAGAAGGAGUAAAGAGGAAAUAAUGCCUCCUCAGAAGCUUCUCCCUUGUUUGUGGGAAUACCCACCAUUGGUGAGAGCCUUUGAAAAGCAGCCUACUACGCAGUUCCACCAGAACUCUUUUCACUGGACUGCUGUAUAAU
Nestor notabilis (Kea) is the source of this 1636-nucleotide messenger RNA. Its product is annotated as prokineticin receptor 2. Gene Ontology annotation, cellular component: membrane. Gene Ontology annotation, biological process: neuropeptide signaling pathway. Lineage: Eukaryota; Metazoa; Chordata; Aves; Psittaciformes; Psittacidae. The record is from RefSeq and is a predicted model, not a curated record. Gene Ontology annotation, molecular function: neuropeptide Y receptor activity. Bases 272 to 1465 code for a protein of 397 amino acids. The transcript is spliced from 3 exons.